UGCAAGAUGGCGGCGGCUCGCUAAAGGAAUUCGUUGCUCUCACCCCCCCCUCUCCCUCCCGCCGCCGUUAUAAACCGAACGUCCUCCGAGGAGAGCACGAGAGGCCGCAGCGAGGCCGAGGAAGUAGCUGGCCGAUCGCCGUGUCGCGAUGACAGUGUUUUUGUUUUAAUUAUUGUUUUACCGAGGGCAGCGUGCGUGGCUCCGCCUCGGACUGGGAUCAGCAGACAUUUUCUUUUUCCCCUAUUUUUUUUUUUUCCUUUUUGUUUUAUUUUCUUUUUCACUUUUUUUUUUUUUUUUUGUUGUUGUUUAUUCCCACCGCGGUCGGUCGUUGCUUUCUGAAGGCAGGAUAAUCGAGGUCGGCCUGUGCCGCCUGUGUGGGGUGUGAGGAGGCCGCCAUGACGUCCAUCCAUUUCGUGGUGCACCCGCUGCCUGGCACCGAGGACCAGCUCAAUGAUCGGCUAAGGGAAGUUUCUGAAAAGCUGAAUAAAUACAACUUAAGCAGCCAUCCACCUUUGAACGUACUUGAACAAACCACUAUAAAACAGUGUGUAGUAGGACCCAAUCAUGCUGCUUUCCUUUUGGAGGAUGGCAGGGUCUGCAGAAUUGGCUUUUCUGUUCAACCAGAUAGACUAGAAUUGAGUAAACCAGAGAGUAAUGAUGGUUCAAAGUUAAACACUGGCUCAGGGGCAGGAAGGACAUCCAGACCAGGCAGGACUAGUGACUCUCCCUGGUUUUUGUCUGGUUCUGAAACUCUGGGCAGACUUGCAGGCAACACCCUUGGCAGUCGUUGGAGCUCAGGUGUGGGUGGAAGCGGAGGGGGAUCUUCUGGACGGUCAUCUGCUGGUGCUCGUGACUCUCGCAGGCAGACACGUGUUAUUCGCACAGGAAGAGACAGAGGUUCUGGACUCCUUGGCAGCCAACCACAGCCAGUUAUUCCAGCAUCUGUUAUACCUGAGGAACUGAUAUCUCAGGCACAAGUUGUCCUUCAAGGAAAAUCUCGAAGUGUCAUUAUCAGAGAGCUACAGAGGACAAAUCUUGAUGUAAACCUUGCUGUAAACAAUUUAUUGAGUCGUGAUGAUGAAGAUGGUGACGAUGGAGAUGACACUGCUAGCGAAUCUUACUUGCCUGGAGAGGAUCUUAUGUCACUGCUGGAUGCUGACAUUCAUUCUGCUCACCCAAGUGUCAUAAUUGAUGCUGAUGCUAUGUUUUCAGAAGAUAUUAGCUACUUUGGGUAUCCAUCUUUUCGGCGCUCUUCACUUUCCAGGAUAGGCUCAUCUAGAGUUCUCCUUCUUCCCUUAGAGAGAGACUCUGAGCUGUUGCGCGAACGUGAGUCAGUUUUACGUUUGCGUGAGCGGAGGUGGCUUGAUGGGGCCUCAUUCGAUAAUGAAAGAGGCUCCACAAGUAAAGAAGGUGAGCCCAUCUUGGAUAAGAAGAAUACCCCAAUACAAAGCCCUGUGUCACUGGGAGAAGACCUGCAGUGGUGGCCAGAAAAGGAUGGAACUAAAUUUAUUUCCAUUGGAGCACUUUAUUCAGAGCUGAUUGCAGUGAGCAGUAAAGGAGAAUUGUAUCAAUGGAAAUGGAUGGAAUCUGAACCUUACAGGAACACACAGAAUCCAUCACUACAUCACCCAAGAACAGCAUUUUUAGGCUUGGCAAAUGAGAAAAUAGUUUUACUUUCAGCAAACAGUAUACGAGCUACAGUAGCUACAGAGAGCAACAAGGUUGCCACGUGGGUUGAUGAAACAUUAAGUUCUGUGGCUUCCAAGCUGGAGCACACUGCCCAGAUUUUCCCUGAGUUGCAGGGUGAUAAGAUUGUGUCUUUGCAUUGCUGUGCUCUUUACACCUGUGCACAGCUAGAGAAUAACUUAUAUUGGUGGGGAGUUGUUCCGUUCAGUCAGCGGAAGAAGAUGCUUGAAAAAGCACGUGCUAAAAAUAAGAAACCCAAAUCUAGUGGUGGUAUUUCUUCCAUGCCAAAUAUUACAGUUGGAACCCAGGUCUGUUUAAGGAAUAAUCCUCUAUACCAUGCUGGAGCAGUGGCUUUUUCCAUCAGCGCUGGAAUUCCAAAAGUUGGAGUUUUGAUGGAGUCUGUGUGGAAUAUGAAUGAUAGCUGCCGAUUCCAAUUGCGUUCACCUGAGAGCCUGAAAAACUUGGAGAAAUCCAGCAAAACCACAGAGGCCAAGCCUGAAAGCAAACCAGAACCUGUUAAAACAGAGAUGGGUCCGCCACCAUCCCCAGCAUCCACUUGCAGUGAUGCCUCUUCUAUAGCAAGCAGUGCAUCCAUGCCAUACAAACGAAGGAGAUCAACACCUGCUCCUAAAGAAGAAGAAAAGGUGAAUGAAGAACAGUGGUCACUUCGGGAAGUUGUUUUUGUUGAAGAUGUAAAGAACGUUCCAGUGGGCAAGGUGCUCAAAGUGGAUGGGGCCUAUGUGGCUGUGAAGUUCCCUGGCACUUCCAAUAACUCUAGUAGCCAGUGUAACCCUGGUUGUGAGCCCGACCCAUCAUCUCUCCUACAAGAUUGCCGGUUAUUGAGAAUUGAUGAACUUCAGGUGGUGAAAACAGGUGGAACGCCUAAAGUCCCAGACUGUUUCCAAAGGACUCCUAAAAAGUUGUGCAUUCCUGAAAAAACUGAAAUCCUGGCCGUAAAUGUAGAUUCCAAAGGUGUUCACGCGGUUUUGAAGACUGGAACAUGGGUCCGCUACUGUAUAUUUGAUCUUGCUACUGGCAAAGCUGAACAGGAGAACAAUUUUCCCACCAGCAGUAUUGCUUUUCUUGGUCAGAAUGAGAGAAAUGUUGCCAUCUUUACAGCUGGACAGGAAUCACCCAUCAUUCUGAGAGAUGGAAAUGGUACCAUUUAUCCCAUGGCUAAAGAUUGUAUGGGUGGGAUAAGAGAUCCUGACUGGCUUGAUCUUCCACCAAUUAGCAGCCUUGGUAUGGGCGUUCACUCCUUAACUAAUCUUCCAGCAAAUUCAACAAUUAAAAAGAAGGCUGCCAUAAUAAUUAUGGCUGUGGAGAAGCAGACCCUGAUGCAGCAUAUUCUGCGUUGUGACUAUGAGGCAUGUAGACAAUAUUUGAUGAACCUAGAGCAAGGUGUUGUUUUGGAACAGAACACACAGAUGCUACAGACCUUUCUUGGCCACCGCUGUGAUGGCAAUCGAAAUAUUCUGCAUGCAUGUGUGUCCGUUUGCUUUCCAACAAGCAACAAAGAAACUAAAGAGGAGGAGGAAGCAGAGCGCUCUGAAAGGAAUACGUUUGCAGAAAGACUCUCUGCUGUGGAAGCUAUUGCCAAUGCUAUUUCUGUGGUGUCAAGUAACGGCCCUGGGAAUCGGGCUGGGUCUUCUAGUAGCCGGAGUUUGCGACUUCGGGAGAUGAUGAGGAGAUCUCUUAGGGCAGCAGGCCUUGGUAGACAUGAAUCUGGAGCUUCCAAUGAUCAUCAAGACCCAGUAUCUCCUCCUAUUGCACCUCCUAGUUGGGUCCCUGAUCCACCAGCUAUGGAUCCAGAUGGUGACAUCGAUUUUAUCCUGGCGCCUGCCGUAGGGUCCCUUAACACUGCAUCCACAGGCACUGGCCAGGGCGCUAGUACUUCAACCAUACCUGGUCCUUCUUCUGAACCCUUAGUGGUGGAGUCCAAAGACCGCAAGGCCAAUGCACACUUUAUCCUCAAGUUACUGUGUGAUAGCAUAGUCCUACAGCCCUACCUCAGAGACCUUCUUUCUGCCAAGGAUGCUAGAGGUAUGACACCUUUCAUGUCAGCUGUUAGUGGUAGGGCCUAUCCUGCUGCUAUUACCAUAUUGGAAACUGCACAGAAAAUUGCUAAAGCUGAAGCAAAUUCCAGUGAGAAAGAGGAAGAUGUGUUCAAAGGAAUGAUUUGUCCUCCUGGGACAAAUGCAGAUGACUCCCCUCUCUAUGUCUUGUGCUGUAAUGAUACCUGCAGCUUUACCUGGACAGGGGCAGACCAUAUCAACCAGGACAUAUUUGAAUGCCGGACAUGUGGGUUAUUGGAGUCUCUAUGCUGCUGUACAGAAUGUGCCAGAGUCUGCCAUAAAGGCCAUGAUUGCAAGUUGAAAAGGACAUCACCUACAGCCUAUUGUGACUGCUGGGAAAAAUGUAAAUGUAAAACCUUAAUUGCAGGCCAAAAGGCUGCUCGCCUUGACCUAUUGUACAGACUACUGACAAUCACAAACUUGGUGACAAUGCCAAAUAGCAGAGGAGAGCACCUUCUUCUUUUCUUGGUUCAGACAGUUGCUAGGCAGACGGUAGAACACUGCCAAUACAGACCUCCACGUAUUAGAGAAGAUCGGAACCGUAAGGCAGCCAAUCCUGAAGAUUCAGAUAUGCCAGAUCAUGACUUAGAACCACCAAGGUUUGCUCAACUUGCCCUUGAACGAGUCUUACAAGAUUGGAAUGCCUUGAAAUCUAUGAUCAUGUUUGGAUCGCAGGACAACAAAGACCCUCUUAGUGCCAGCAGUCGAAUUGGCCAUCUUUUGCCUGAAGAACAGGUUUAUCUCAACCAACAAAGUGGUACAAUUCGCCUGGACUGUUUCACUCAUUGCCUUAUUGUGAAGUGUACUGCAGACAUUUUGCUUUUGGACACCUUAUUGGGGACCCUUGUAAAGGAAUUGCAGAACAAAUACACGCCUGGGCGUAGAGAAGAAGCUGUUGCUGUAACUAUGCGCUUCCUACGUUCAGUGGCACGCGUGUUUGUCAUUCUUAGUGUUGAAAUGGCUUCUUCUAAAAAGAAAAACAAUUUUAUUCCACAGCCAAUUGGCAAGUGCAAGCGAGUGUUCCAAGCAUUGCUCCCAUAUGCCGUGGAGGAGUUAUGUAACGUUGCUGAAUCACUGAUAGUUCCUGUGCGAAUGGGCAUUGCACGUCCUACAGCGCCUUUCACCUUGGCUAGUACAAGUAUAGACGCCAUGCAGGGUAGUGAAGAACUAUUUUCUGUAGAACCUCUCCCACCACGACCGUCCUCGGAUCAGUCAAGCAGUUCUAAUCCGUCUCAAUCAUCCUAUAUCAUACGAAACCCUCAACAAAGAAGAAUAAGUCAGUCACAGCCUGUGAGAGGCAGAGAUGAAGAACAAGAUGACAUUGUCUCAGCAGAUGUGGAAGAGGUGGAAGUAGUAGAAGGUGUGGCUGGAGAGGAAGAUCACCAUGACGAACAGGAGGAACAUGGGGAGGAGAAUGCAGAAGCUGAGGGACAACAUGAUGAACAUGAUGAGGAUGGAAGUGACAUGGAACUGGAUCUUCUUGCUGCCGCAGAAACAGAAAGUGACAGUGAGAGUAAUCACAGCAAUCAGGACAACGCAAGUGGUAGAAGAAGUGUUGUGACUGCAGCUACUGCUGGUUCGGAAGCAGGCGCAAGCAGUGUCCCAGCCUUUUUUUCUGAAGACGACUCACAGUCCAAUGACUCCAGUGACUCAGACAGCAGCAGUAGCCAAAGUGAUGACUUGGACCAGGAGACCUUCAUGAUUGAUGAACCUCUGGAGAGAUCAACAAAUUCCACCCACGCAAAUGGUGCUGCCCAAGCUCCUCGUUCCAUGCAAUGGGCAGUGAGGAACACCCAGAGUCAGAGAACUCCUAAUGCUGCUCCAUCUAGCACAUCCACUCCAGCAGGCAAUUCAGGUGCUCUGAUUUACAUUGAGCCAUCCAGCUUGCGCCGGAGUGGGAACAUGAGCUCCAGCGCAGCAGCGGCCCUGGAGGCAAGCAAUUCCAGUAGCUACCUGACGUCUGCAAGCAGUUUGGCAAGAGCAUACAGCAUAGUCAUACGGCAAAUAUCGGAUUUAAUGGGCUUAAUCCCAAAGUACAAUCAUCUAGUGUAUUCUCAGAUUCCUGCUGCUGUGAAGUUGACUUAUCAAGAUGCUGUUAACUUGCAGAACUAUGUUGAAGAAAAGCUUAUCCCAACCUGGAACUGGAUGGUCAGCAUAAUGGACUCCACAGAGGCCCAGCUACGUUAUGGGUCUGCAUUGUCAUCUGCGGGAGAUCCUGGCCACCCCAACCAUCCACUUCAUGCUUCCCAAAAUUCCACCCGACGAGAGAGGAUGACUGCACGAGAAGAGGCCAGUUUGCGCACUCUGGAGGGUAGAAGAAGAGCCACAUUGCUCAGCGCUCGACAGGGAAUGUCUGCUCGUGGAGACUUUUUAAACUAUGCCCUUUCUCUAAUGCGGUCUCACAAUGAUGAACACUCUGAUGUGCUCCCUGUUCUGGAUGUCUGCUCAUUGAAACACGUGGCCUAUGUAUUCCAGGCUCUGAUCUAUUGGAUUAAGGCAAUGAAUCAACAAACUACACUAGAUACUCCUCAACUUGAAAGAAAGAGGACCCGAGAAUUAUUGGAACUUGGCCUAGACAAUGAAGAUUCUGAACAUGAGAAUGAUGAUGACACAAAUCAGAGUUCCACAUUGAAUGACAAAGACGAAGACACACUACCAGCUGAGACUGGUCAGAAUCAUCCGUUUUUCAGACGCUCUGAUUCCAUGACAUUCCUGGGUUGUAUUCCACCAAACCCCUUUGAAGUUCCUCUAGCUGAAGCCAUCCCACUUGCUGACCAACCACAUCUUUUGCAGCCGAAUGCUCGAAAGGAAGACUUGUUUGGCCGUCCAAGCCAGGGUCUUUAUUCCUCUACAGCCAACAGUGGGAAAUGCUUAAUAGAAGUGACAGUAGACAGAAACUGCCUUGAGGUUCUACCAACCAAAAUGUCUUAUGCUGCUAACCUGAAGAAUGUAAUGAGUAUGCAAAGCCGCCAGAAAGAAACAGAAGAUCAAAAUAUGCUGCCCGAGGAACCAGACAACUCCAAACCAGGCCCUUCAGCACAUGACCUAGCAGCACAAUUAAAGAGCAGUUUAUUGGCAGAAAUUGGACUGACUGAGAGUGAAGGUCCUCCUUUGACAUCUUUCAGGCCACAGUGCAGUUUUAUGGGCAUGGUGAUUUCCCAUGAUAUGCUCUUAGGACGAUGGCGUUUGUCUCUUGAGCUGUUCGGCAGAGUAUUUAUGGAAGAUGUUGGAGCAGAACCUGGAUCGAUUUUGACAGAAUUAGGUGGUUUUGAAGUAAAAGAAUCGAAGUUCCGCAGAGAGAUGGAGAAACUACGAAAUCAGCAGUCAAGAGACCUGACACUAGAGGUUGAUAGAGAUAGAGACCUUCUUAUCCAGCAAACAAUGAGGCAACUAAACAACCACUUUGGCCGUAGAUGUGCCACAACUCCGAUGGCUGUACACAGAGUAAAGGUCACCUUCAAAGAUGAGCCUGGGGAAGGCAGUGGAGUAGCCCGAAGUUUUUAUACUGCAAUUGCACAAGCAUUUUUGUCAAAUGAGAAACUGCCUAGCCUUGAUUGUAUCCAGAAUGCUAACAAAGGAACACAUACAAGUUUAAUGCAGAGGUUAAGGAAUCGGGGUGAGAGAGAUCGAGAGAGGGAACGAGACAUGCGGAGAAGUAGUGGUUUGCGUGCAGGAUCUCGCCGUGAUAGGGACAGGGAUUUUAGAAGACAGCUCUCAAUUGAUACACGUCCUUUUAGACCAUCAUCUGAAGGAAAUCCUAGUGAUGAUCCAGACCCUCUGCCAGCACAUCGCCAGGCACUUGGGGAGAGGCUGUACCCACGUGUGCAAGCUAUGCAGCCAGCAUUUGCAAGUAAAAUCACCGGUAUGUUGCUUGAAUUAUCUCCUGCGCAACUGCUAUUGCUACUUGCCAGUGAAGACUCUCUGCGGGCCAGGGUCGAUGAGGCCAUGGAACUAAUCAUUGCACAUGGAAGGGAAAAUGGAGCCGACAGCAUCCUUGAUCUUGGUUUGUUAGAUUCAUCUGAUAAGGUCCAGGAAAACCGGAAACGUCAUGGCUCUAGCCGCAGUGUUGUAGAUAUGGAACUGACGGAUACAGAUGAUGGUGAUGAUAAUGCUCCCCUUUUUUACCAGCCUGGUAAAAGAGGUUUCUACACCCCUAGACCUGGGAAAAACACAGAGGCCAGGUUAAACUGUUUCCGAAAUAUUGGCAGGAUUCUUGGUUUAUGUUUACUACAAAACGAACUGUGCCCUAUUACAUUAAGUAGACAAGUUAUUAAAGUCCUUCUUGGAAGAAAGGUGAACUGGCACGACUUUGCAUUUUUUGACCAUGUGAUGUAUGAGAGUUUGCGACAGCUUAUCCUUGCUUCACAAAGUGCAGACGCAGAUGCAGUAUUUGCAUCAAUGGAUCUAGCAUUUGCCAUAGACUUGUGCAAAGAGGAGAGCGGAGGACAGGUUGAACUUAUUCCCAAUGGUGUAAAUAUCCCAGUUACCCCUCAGAAUGUAUAUGAGUAUGUAAGGAAGUAUGCUGAACACAGAAUGCUUGCGGUUGCAGAACAACCUCUUCAUGCAAUGAGAAAAGGUCUGCUAGACGUACUCCCAAAGAACGCCCUAGAAGAUUUAACUGCAGAGGAUUUUCGGUUAUUGGUCAAUGGAUGUGGGGAAGUUAAUGUCCAGAUGCUUAUCAGUUUUACAUCUUUCAAUGACGAGUCAGGAGAGAAUGCAGAGAAACUAUUACAGUUCAAGCGUUGGUUCUGGUCUAUAGUGGAAAAAAUGAGUAUGACAGAGCGACAAGAUUUGGUUUAUUUUUGGACAUCAAGCCCAUCGUUGCCUGCAAGUGAGGAGGGAUUUCAGCCUAUGCCAUCAAUUACCAUCCGACCUCCCGAUGACCAACACCUUCCCACAGCAAACACAUGCAUCUCUCGCCUCUACGUCCCUCUUUACUCCUCUAAACAGAUUCUCAAACAGAAGUUGUUACUUGCUGUAAAGACCAAGAAUUUUGGUUUUGUGUAGAUUAAAGUGUGCUGCCGUGUAAGAUUCCUAAUAAUCCUAGCAAUUUUUUUUUUUUUUUGUAAAUCUUUUUCCAUUUGUCUAUAAAAGUUUAUUAAAGCCUAUACUGUCACUCCCCCUGGUGGUACAUCAAGGACUAUCAUUUUGGCGUUCAAUGUUACGGACGCAUCUAGCACCAGAGGGAUUAAUAGACAUUCCUAUGCUAAACUUUGCAAACUAAUAACCCGUGAUAAUCCUAGCACAUUUUGGCUAUGUACGGUUCGGCUAGGUGCCCUCUCUGGAAUUGACAGCAGGACAUUAUAAAAUACACUGUGAUAGUUUUUAUUCAAAGGUGGGAUAAGGUUACAAUGUUUGAAAAUUCACUGCUGCCUUUUGUGCAAAAUGCUUAAUUGCAGAUUCUUGUAUAGAGGGAGCAAGGAAUUUCAAAAUAAAAAGUGUUUUUUGUCCCUCUUCAUUUUUUCCCUUUUAUUUUAUUUGUGGAAAGGGAUGGGCAUUUUUUUUUCUCCCCACUCCAUGCUACUUAAUUCUAGUUUGGCUACAGUGUGUACAUGAUGUAUAAUAAACUUGUAAAAUUGA
Messenger RNA from Pelobates fuscus (common spadefoot toad), 9341 nucleotides. It is a transcript of the gene UBR5, whose product is annotated as ubiquitin protein ligase E3 component n-recognin 5. Gene Ontology annotation, biological process: positive regulation of canonical Wnt signaling pathway; protein polyubiquitination. Gene Ontology annotation, cellular component: cytoplasm; nucleus. The coding region runs from base 396 to 8768 and encodes 2790 amino acids. The transcript is spliced from 59 exons. The record is from RefSeq and is a predicted model, not a curated record. Gene Ontology annotation, molecular function: RNA binding; ubiquitin binding; ubiquitin-ubiquitin ligase activity. NCBI's taxonomy places the organism in Eukaryota, Metazoa, Chordata, Amphibia, Anura, Pelobatidae.